AUGCUUAGAGUAUCGAGAAGAAAUAUAACUUCAACUGAAGGUUUGAGGAUGAAAAUUGAGCUAGGAAAGAAGAUCUGCGGGCACCUCAAUUUAUACAGAAGACUUUCACAACAGUUGCACAAUCAGAUAGCAAAAAAGAUUGAAAAACACUCGACUUGUGUACAAUGCAGUGGCGAUGAGAAAAUGAAACUAUUGAAGUUUUCAAGUCAUAAUUCUGAAAAGGGAAAUUCACUUGCUGAAUGUUGA
Messenger RNA from Clunio marinus, 246 nucleotides. NCBI's taxonomy places the organism in Eukaryota, Metazoa, Arthropoda, Insecta, Diptera, Chironomidae. The record is from the annotation of a GenBank genome assembly.